This is a messenger RNA of Drosophila guanche, 3651 nucleotides long. It is a transcript of the gene Mybbp1A, whose product is annotated as myb-binding protein 1A. NCBI's taxonomy places the organism in Eukaryota, Metazoa, Arthropoda, Insecta, Diptera, Drosophilidae. The transcript has 4 exons. The record is from RefSeq and is a predicted model, not a curated record. Gene Ontology annotation, cellular component: nucleolus. Bases 132 to 3578 code for a protein of 1148 amino acids. Gene Ontology annotation, molecular function: transcription factor binding; sequence-specific DNA binding; RNA binding. Gene Ontology annotation, biological process: regulation of DNA-templated transcription.
GUAAGUUCCAUCUCUAUUGUCAAAUCACAACGUGCUCCAAGAAAUUGUUCAAAAUUGUUGAAUUGAACAAGCGCGUGCUUCUAACUUGAACUUCUACGUGGUAUGCUUAACUGUUUUUAAAAACAAUAACAAUGAACGGAAAAAUUAUGAAGCUCGAUUCUGCCGACUGUGACGGCUCAUCUGAAGGCAGCGAUCAUGAUAAUGAGCAGCAUGCGGAAGCGAAUGUGAAACUUCUCAAAAAACUCUCCAAAAAGCCCAAAAAGACCGACGACGGCGAGGAACAGAGCAAGGAGACACCGAGCGAAAAGAGCGGACAGACUGGGACUGGAAACAAAAUCGACAAGCGCGUGUUUGGCAUUUUGAAGAACUUUCAAGAUGGCACAAAUGUAACGCCAAAGAUGCUGCAGGAUCUGGUUGCUCUGCUGCAAGAGGAGUCGUCCGAAAAGCGCAACGCCACAGCCACAUAUGUUGUGAAGCGGCUGAUACGCGCCACGGGUGCGGACAACAAAAAUACAGCCGCCAAGGUGGGCAGCAUCAUAAAGCUAAUCAUCAAGAACGUGCCCUAUGUGAACGAGCUCGAUCUGCUGGACAUUGUGGAGCGCGAACUGCCCGUCAACGGGCAGCCCAAAAAGAAGGAAGAGGCUCUGGCGGCAGUCGGCCAGAUGAUCACCGCCGGAACUAUAAUACAAUUAUCCACCAAACAAUCGUCCACCAAGCGAGAGCUGGCGCCCAUCUACACGAAGCUAAUGAGUUACUUGAAGGGACGCGAGUAUCUCAUGUGCAUGAGCAACAAUCUGAUUGUGGAAUCAUUCGAGACGGUACCCGAGGAACGUUUCGCGACAGACGUUUGGCCAGUGCUGAAGAAGGAGAUUGCCAAGCCCGUGUCUGAGCUGAAUCUGCACACCUUUGAUGUUCUUUUGGCUGUGCACGACAGCUACAACAAUGUGCUCACACACGACCAGCUGGUGGCCACACUGUGGCCCACGAAGACAAGGUAUUCGGAAUUAUUUAGGAUAUAUUUAGCCGCUCCGAAGAUGUACGAUGCCGGAAUCUAUGCGAGGUUCGGCAAGUUCCUUGGCACGGCCGACACAAAUGCCGAGAUGCUCGAAUCGUGGCUGGAAUAUGCGUAUGAGCAUAGGGCGCAGAAUGUGGCAUCGAAGGGGUGCAUCUUUAAGGUGCUCGAGCAUCAGCUUGUCAGCCACAGAAGCGGCAACGAGCAGCCAUUGAUAGACCUGUUCGCCAGUCCCUUGAUGGACUUUAUAUUGGACGAACUUUUGGCCGCAAAGGCAGUCAGCGCCAAGAAGGAGAAGCCAUUGACACUGCAGCUACGCCGGAUAUGCCAGGAGUUUGAGUGCGCUGUCGUUUUGCUCUUUGAAAAUCCAGCAACUGGCGACGAAACCAAGGCAAAGAUCCUAAGCAAUUUGCUCAGCAAGAGGGGAAAUUUGAAUGAGAUUGCCACCAUGCGACGCUUCACCGAAACAUUGUUGAAUACACUGAAAUACGAAGGCCUGCAGACUAUUUUUGACCUCAACACAACGCUGCUGGCAACGCCUGUCGGCGCGGAAGCACAGCCAGAGAAUGGAUCUGGAUCGCGCAACCAGCUGGAGUGCGUCAACCAAAUGCAGGCCAUACUGCAGCAUACGGAGCUUGAGGGCAAGAACGCUGAUAAACGCUGGAAAAUGCUAAAGACAAUACUGACCGCCGGCCACUGUCAUGUGGCAGCUGGCCUGCAGCCCUGUCUGCCCGCCGAAUCAAUCCUCAGCGAAGCCACAGCCGAUCGCUGCAAAACAAUCUUCUUUGGCUCGCUCGUGCGCAACUGCCACGGUGACAUCAAGGAGCUGUGCCAGUUGCUGCGAACCACUGUCAAGUUUUUGAAGAAAUUCAUGUCGAAAACGCUGAACAGUAGCGCCCAACGGCACGCCUCCAACGAUGAGCAGCAGCUGGCCUGGGAUGUGCUGACAGAGCUGGAGAAGAGCGACGACAACGAAGACAGCGCACAAAUCAUUGAAGUUCUGAUCCUAUUUGUGGGCCUGGCCCAGUACACCUCGUGCUGCCAGCUGCCGAGCUCAAUCCUCAAUGAUCUGCUGGUCUGUCGCAAGAUGAAAAUAAGCGAACAGAAAGUGGAGUCCGAGGAGGAGCCCAGCUGGCAGGAGGUGGUCACGGACAUCCUGCUGCAGCUGCUGCUGGAGACGGCUGCGCAUUGGCGAGAAUUCACAAAUAUAAUUCUGAAAUCGAUGCUGCCGCAUCUGGGGCAGGCGCAUCUGUUGCAAAUGCUGCAGCGCCUCGAUAUGGAUUCGAAUCCUUUGGGUGAAGACGGAGACGAGAGCAGCAGCGAUGAGGAGGAGAAUGAGAAUGAAAAUGAGGAGGAGGAGGAUAGCAAUGACGAUGACUCAAGCGCCGACGAAGAUAACAACUCUGAUGACGGGGAGGAAGAAGGUGAAGGUGCUGGGGAAGAUGCUGAUAAUGCUUUGGAUAAGCUUCGCGACUCGGUUCGCCAGGCACUGGAGAAUGGCGACGAUGAUGAUGGCGAGGCAAGCAGCGUCGACUGGAACGAUGUGGAUGAGGAGAGUGGCAAGCGUCUGGACAAGUCCCUGGCGGCCAUCUUUAAGGUGCGCCAUCAGACGCAACAGCGCAAAAAGCGACCCACAAAAUCGGAUCGCAUUCACAGCACCAGCCUGCUGCAUUUUCGUGUACGCGUGCUCGACCUGGUGGAAGUGUUUGCCAGCAAGAAGCCCACGCUGGACGUCAUUCUCGAUGUGUUCCAGUGCGUUUAUCAAGUGUUCUGUCGCACCAUCAGUGUCAAGGAUCAGCGACCGCUGCAUCAUGCCAGCCAGAAGCUGCUGGGCAAGCUGAUUGCCAAGGAAAUCACAUUUGAGGAUGCCCAAGAUCGUGGCCAGAUACCUGUUGCCAUUGAGGAGCUGUUUGCCGCCACCAGUUCGGCCCUGGAGUCCCGGCAAAUUCGCGGUGUGCCCAACUCGCGCGAGUUGCAGCAGCGGCUGGUCAUGUGGCGCGAUAAAUGCUUCGCCGCCCUGAUAACCCAAUGCUCCGACAAGGAGGACAUUGACAACAGUGUCGCCUGGCCGCUGCUGAAGGCCAUGCUGGAUGAGUGGCUGCCGGGCCGCAAAUCCAAGCAGCCGCUGUUCGGCUUCGAGGCCAUCUUUCAGUACGAACCGACCUGGCCGGGCGUCAAUCAGUUGGUUGCCCUUUUGGUUUCGCAUUUGCAUGCCACAGCCACACAUCCAAUGAAGCGUCUCGUAAUUGUAAAGCUCUUGGCUGCACACAAGAAUCGCAUCAAGCCCACGGUCCAUACCCAAAAGUCUGUCAUUGCGGGGCUGAAGAAGUAUGCCUCAAAUUUAUUGGAAACCGAUCCCCUAACACCCAGCAUAGUGCAGGAGCUGAAGACACUCAAACAAUAUCUGAAUCCCAAAUUGGAAGAGACCAAGAAAAUCCUCACGAACAUCUCCAAGUCAUUGGAUCAAUUUCAUCAAACUGAGACCAAAGUGAAGCGCAAAACCACAACCCAAGAUGAGCCGGCGCCAGUCGCAACGAAGAAAACCAAGAAGGAGCGCGCCACCUGAUUGAUAAGUUACACAAUUUGAUGUACAAUAUAAUAAUAAAUACACAAUACAAUAAAUGUCUGUAUGCACUGUA